Messenger RNA from Danio aesculapii, 4779 nucleotides. RefSeq names its product phosphoinositide-3-kinase, regulatory subunit 4 (gene pik3r4). Gene Ontology annotation, molecular function: protein serine/threonine kinase activity; protein binding; ATP binding. Lineage: Eukaryota; Metazoa; Chordata; Actinopteri; Cypriniformes; Danionidae. The record is from RefSeq and is a predicted model, not a curated record. The transcript is spliced from 20 exons. Gene Ontology annotation, biological process: autophagy of peroxisome; protein phosphorylation; late endosome to vacuole transport. Bases 244 to 4389 code for a protein of 1381 amino acids. Gene Ontology annotation, cellular component: phosphatidylinositol 3-kinase complex, class III, type II; phosphatidylinositol 3-kinase complex, class III, type I; late endosome.
AGCACAGUUUCACCGCUUAUACAGUAAUAACGCACGAAACGGCUCAUAUGUGUAAAUAUCUGUUUAUUGUAUCAUUCGUGUGAUUUGAAGUUUUAUUAACAUCGUUUGUGCUUGGGCAAAAUGUAGAAUGUUAUUUUGAGCAAGGCGGGAGAAAAUAAACCACUCGGUUAGAUGACAGCGCGCUGCGGCUGAGAGAACCAGUUAUAGAUUUGUCUGUGGGAGAAGCAUCUGUGAUCCAGUGAGAUGGGGAACCAACUGGCUGGAAUUGCUCCGUCGCAGAUCCUUUCAGUGGACAGUUACUUCUCUGACAUCCAUGAUUACGAAUAUGACAAAAGUUUGGGCAGUACGCGCUUUUUCAAAGUGGCCCGGGCAAAACACAGGGAAGGACUGGUUGUUGUUAAGGUCUUUGCCAUCCAGGACCCUUCUCUACCCCUGACCAGCUACAAACAAGAGCUGGAGGAGCUGAAAAUCCGCCUGCACUCCUGUCAAAACUGCCUGCCUUUCCAAAAAGCCACGCUUACUGAAAAAGCAGCCAUUCUGUUUCGCCAGUAUGUCCGGGACAACUUGUAUGACCGUAUUAGUACACGGCCUUUCCUCAAUAACGUGGAGAAGAAGUGGAUCGCCUUCCAGCUUCUCAAUGCUGUGGACCAGGCCCAUAAAUCUGGUGUGCGUCACGGAGACAUUAAAACAGAGAACGUUAUGGUGACAAGCUGGAACUGGGUGCUUUUAACAGACUUUGCUAGUUUUAAGCCAACAUACUUGCCUGAAGACAAUCCGGCAGAUUUCAAUUACUUCUUCGACACGUCCAGGAGGAGAACAUGUUACAUUGCACCAGAGAGAUUUGUGGAUGGCAGCAUGUUUGCAACAGAAAGUGACCAGACUACUCCUCUCGUGGAUCUUUCUAGUAAUAGUCAAAGGACCAGAGGGGAGCUCAAGCAGGCCAUGGACAUCUUCUCAGCUGGUUGUGUGAUUGCGGAAUUGUUCACAGAGGGUGUUCCGCUUUUUGACCUCUCACAACUGCUGGCUUAUCGUAAAGGGCAUUUCCAAACCGAACAAGUGCUGAUGAAAAUUGAAGAUCACAGUAUUCGAGAAUUGGUGGCUCAAAUGGUGCAGCGAGAGCCAGAAAAGCGGCUGACAGCUGAAGAAUACCUCAAGCAGCAGCGAGGAAAAGCUUUCCCAGAAAUCUUCUACACCUUCCUUCAACCGUACAUGGCCCAGUUUGCCAAGGAGACCUUCCAGUCCGCUGAUGAAAGAGUCUUGGUGAUCCGUAAAAACCUGGAGAACAUCCUCAACAACCUGUGCAGCGGCGGACAGACGGUGAAGGCUGAAAAACAAGAGAAAGCAUCCCAGGAGUUUAGCUCAUCCAAAGAACAAGGCCUGGUGGUGCUGGUGUCAGUGAUCACUUCAUGUCUACAGACGCUUCGAUUUUGUGACUCCAAGCUGGCAGCGCUGGAACUGAUCCUUCAUCUGGCGGGCCGACUUAAUGUGGAGAUUCUGCUGGACAGGAUCACGCCGUAUUUGCUGCACUUCUGCAAUGACUCUAUGCCGCGUGUCAGAGCCGAGGCCGUUCGCACGCUGACUAAAGUGCUGGCUCUGGUCAAGGAGGUUCCUCGCAAUGAUGUCAAUAUCUACCCGGAGUACAUUUUGCCUGGCAUUGCCCACUUGGCCCAAGAUGAAGCCACAAUUGUCAGACUUGCUUAUGCAGAAAACAUAGCCCAUCUGGCCGAGACAGCACUGCGUUUUCUGGAGCUGGUGCAGGAGAAUAAUUUGAGCUCUGAACACGAUCUGAAUGGAGAGGACACCGAAGAAACUCUUCACCCCAAUGAAAACUAUGAUUCAGAGUUGCAGGCGCUGCAUGAGAUGGUUCAGCAGAAGGUGGUGACUUUGCUAAGCGAUCCUGAAAACAUCGUCAAACAGACGCUGAUGGAGAACGGCAUUACGCGCCUCUGUGUGUUCUUCGGCAGGCAGAAAGCCAAUGAUGUCCUUCUCUCCCACAUGAUCACCUUCCUCAACGACAAGAACGACUGGCAUCUCCGAGGAGCUUUCUUUGACAGCAUAGUCGGUGUAGCAGCAUAUGUGGGCUGGCAGAGCUCCUCAAUCUUGAAGCCUCUUCUCCAGCAAGGCCUGAGUGACGUUGAAGAGUUUGUCAUUUAUAAAGCUCUCAACGCUCUGACCUGCAUGUGUCAGCUAGGGCUGUUGCAGAAGCCUCACAUCUAUGAGUUUGUCAGCGAUAUUGCUCCUUUCUUGUGUCAUCCCAACCUGUGGAUCCGCUAUGGAGCUGUGGGUUUCAUCACUGUGGUCGCUCAGCACCUAAACAUCGCUGACGUUUACUGCAAACUUAUGCCACAUCUUAACCCUUUCAUCACACAGCCCAUUAUACAGAUUGAUAAGGAGAUUGUGUUGCUCAGUGUGCUGAAAGAGCCUGUAAGUCGCUCCAUCUUUGACUAUGCACUGCGUUCCAAAGACAUCGGAAGCCUUUUCAGACACCUGCUACUCCGGCAAAAGAAGCGCAACGGUUCCAUCCCAGAAUGCCCCAUUCCUGAGGAUCCAGCAAUUGCCCAGCUGCUUAAGAAACUUCUAUCACAGGGCAUGACGGAGGCUGAGGAGGAUAAGCUCUUGGCUCUGAAAGACUUCAUGCUCAAGUCUAACAAGGCCAAAGCCAACAUCAUAGACCAGAGCCACCUUAGUGAAGGAGCCCACAGCGGAGUCAUUGAUCUCGGGACACUGGGCAUCACUGGCCGACAAGUGGAUCUGGUUAAGCCUAAGCAGGAGAUUGAAGACAAGAGAGCUCGCAAACAUACGAAACAGGACUCCAACUUGAACGAAGAGUGGAAGAGCAUGUUUGGUUCUCUGGAUCCUCCCAGCUCGGCAUCCACGCCCUCGACGGUACCUAAUGUUGUAGUUGCGGGUGGUGGUGGGGAGCCCAAUGGAGGUCUGGCCGGAAAGCGCCUGCGAUCUGAGAGUUCUUCACAGACUCUUAACCUCCUUCAUGUUCCAUCCUCAGCCCAGAUUCCAGACAGUGGAGCCACGCAGCCACGGAAAACCAACGCGCUUCCUACUAUUCAAGUGGUUCAGUCGGUAACCGGAUCGUCCACGUAUCAGCGGCGCAUAACCACAUGUAAAGCAGAGCUGCAGCAGCUGGUGCAGCAGAAGAGAGAGCAGUGCAAUGCAGAGCGCAUGGCCAAACAGAUGAUGGAGAGCGCAGAGUGGGAGAGCAGACCUCCACUGCCAGGGUGGCAUCCAAAAGGUCUUCUAGUGGCCCAUCUACAUGAGCACAAAUCUGCUGUCAACCGAAUCCGAGUCUCAGACGAGCACUCCAUCUUUGCUACAUGCUCCAAUGAUGGAACUGUCAAGAUCUGGGACAGCCAGAAAAUGGAGGGCAAGACGACUACCACAAGGUCUGUGCUGACAUAUUCUCGCAUUGGAGGCCAUGUGAAAACACUGACGUUUUGCCAGGGGUCACAUUACCUUGCAGUCGCAUCAGAUAAUGGUUCUAUCCAACUCCUUGCAGUCGAGGCAAACAAGCCUCCCAAAUCACCCAAAGUCCAGCCCUGUCAGACAAGGUUUUUGGAUCCAAAGGAUGAGGGCUGUGUGGUGGACGUCCAUCAUUUUAACUCUGGCGCACAGACUGUUUUGGCCUACGCUACUGUAAAUGGCUUUUUGGUCGGUUGGGACCUGCGAAGCAACAGCAACGCGUGGACCCUUCGCCAUGACCUGCGCCUGGGCCUCAUCACUUCCUUUGCUGUUGACAUGCACCAGUGUUGGCUGUGUGUAGGCACAAGUAAUGGCACAAUGGCAUGCUGGGAUAUGCGGUUUCAGCUACCAAUUUCCAGUCACUCCCAUCCGGCCCGAGCUCGGAUCAGACGCCUUCUGAUGCAUCCACUGUAUCAGUCAUCUGUCAUUGCAGCCGUUCAGGGUAACAAUGAGGUGUCCAUGUGGGAUAUGGAGACAGGAGACAGGAAGUUCACCCUGUGGGCGAGCUCUGCGCCUCCGCUUUCGGAGAUGCAGCCCUCUCCUCACAGUGUACAUGGCAUAUACUGCAGUCCUGCUGAUGGAAACCCUCUCCUUCUCACAGCUGGAUCUGACAUGAGAAUCAGGUUUUGGGAUUUGGCUUACCCUGAGAGAUCAUACAUCGUCGCAGGCGGUGCUAAUGACUCCCUCCACUGCCCUUCUGUUUUCUACAACCGCAAGAUCAUCGAAGGAACAGAAGUAGUUCAGGAGAUCCACAGUAAACAGAAGAGCGGCUCCACCGAGGACACUCCUCGCCGUGGCCCAGAAUCCCUUCCUGUGGGCCACCAUGAUAUCAUCACCGACAUCGCCACUUUCCAGACCACGCAGGGCUUUAUAGUCACUUCCUCUAGAGAUGGCAUUGUCAAAGUCUGGAAGUGAGAGACACACUUUGCCAGCAUUUAUUAUAUGGACAUGCAGUACAUCCAAUCAAGUGGGAUGUACAUUUAAAUAUAUUACUAAUAUAAUUAAGUCAUCUAGGAUCAAAUCCAUCUUUAAAAACAUGAUUUGUAACAACAGUUUUGUGAACAGUUUCGGGUUUUUGUUUUUCUGUGUAAUCGCUUCAUGUGGAUAUUAAGGUCAUGUAAUGUCACCACACUGAAGGAAACAGGAAAUGGUGAACAGUGUUUGCACACAGUACUUAUAGUGUUAUUUCUACACAUUUGAUUUGUUUUAAAGCCUAAAUGGAAGACAUGGACGAGGAUGAAGACUCCAUUGUAAUCACUGUGUAAUAGUUAUUGAUAUUGCUGAAUAAAAUGUGACAAGAAAUGA